This is a messenger RNA of Psylliodes chrysocephalus, 1734 nucleotides long. The record is from the annotation of a GenBank genome assembly. NCBI's taxonomy places the organism in Eukaryota, Metazoa, Arthropoda, Insecta, Coleoptera, Chrysomelidae.
AUGGCUAUAUUUGAGCGACAAACCACCAAUAAAGUUUUAUUAGACGAUACCGAACCGUUAAAAUGCACUAUUGAAAAUUGGAAAAAUGUCAAUGGACAUACAGAAUUCGUUAUAAAAGUGUACAGAGGACCCUUUUCCGAUCAAACUUGGAAGAUCAAUAAGAGAUACAAUGAUUUCUAUAAACUCAACAAUGUGUUGCAAUCUUCAGGAAUACCAUUGGAAUUACCUCCGAAAAAAUACGUCGGGAAUAUGGAUCCGCAUUUUAUUGGUGAAAGACAGCAGGCUUUGCAGAAAUAUCUAGACAGCAUAUUCAUGAAUCCAAUAUUGGUAUCUUCGCUACCAGCCAGAUCAUUUGUUGAUCCGGCAAAUUAUUGUCAACCAUUCGGAGAAUUCGCCCUGCAACAUGUUUCGUUGGCUCUUAGAGGCGAAGUGGGUUGGGAAGUUAUCAGUCCCAUAAACGACAUUGGAUGGCGCUUACGCAAACAUUACUAUGAUCUGAAAUGCAAAUCAUUGCCUAAGGAAGAGAUUUUCGGCAGUUGGACUGAUUACGGCCCCGAUAAAUAUUUGGACGACAGAGAAAUGCAUGCUGUCUUCAAAAGUCUAUGUCAAAUACAGCAUCCAUACAUACAUUCGAUCGAACUGUGUUUGUGUACGGAAAUCGGAGCGCUGGUGGCACGAAUGUCCCACAAAAACGGCACUCUAAGAGAUCUGCUGUCAGACGCCAAGCCUAGGCAGUCUUUUUUAAAAAAAUACGGGAAUCCUAAGGGACACAAGACUCUCAGUCCGGACCAAAUAGCUUUAUACGGACGUCAGAUAUUGGAAGCUUUGAAGUUUUUGCGUGACAAGGGCCUUCCCUAUGGUCAUUUGCACACUGGUAACGUUAUAAUAGAAAACGGCCGCGUGAAACUGUUGGAUAUAGAAAACGGUAUAUUGGGCGUCCCUUCAUUUUACAGACCAUAUUUCAUGCAACACAAGAAAAUCAACAGUAUGGAUGCGAUCGACGUGUACUGCUUCGGACAUGUUCUGUAUGAAAUGAUGUUCGGCAAUCCGCUACACGAGAGCAUCACCGAUAACAUACAAAAUUGUGCGAUAAAAAAUAUAUUGGCCCGUAUACUCUCGUCGGAGGCCUGUAAAAACGGCCUACCGACCAUCAACGAUCUAUUGGCCGAUCCGUUUUUCGCGAGCGUCCAUCUGACGUUGUUACCAACAGACAGAGCUCACUUCAAAUUACCCAAUUCGACCAAAGAGCAAUUGAAAUUGGCUGUACAUAGAAUCGAGGAAAGACUGAAAGACGAGCAAAAGAUGGUGAGAAGCCAAAAGCGGCUGGUCAAGGUCCAGGAGAUGAUGAGCUGCGAGGAGGAGAAGAAGAAAUUGGCAAGGCACAAAAUGGAACGAAUGGCCAAAGAACAACACAAGCAGAACAGGCGGCUGGAAAAGGCAAACAGUCUUAAUGGAGAAAGAUCUGAAAGUGUUAACAGCAGUGCUGCCACUUCAAUUGGAACCGCUACGCCUCCGUCUAUGACAGGAUCAAACGUCCCGUCGCCACCUCCACCACCGCCGCCUCCUAUGGGCAAUUCGGCCCCGCCUCCACCGCCUCCGCCUAUAUUGAACGGUUCGAACGCUGCUCCUACCGCCGACGAUAACCACAACGUCGACGGUAAGGGACGGUCCGAGCUUUUGGGCGCCAUUUGCAACUUCAACAAGUCGUCGCUGCGCAAAACCAAAGUUUCUUGA